AUGGGCAUUCUCAAUGCUCGCGUGAUCCGCCAACUGGGGACUCGCAAGUCAGCCCUACUGGGUAUUUUCAUGCUUGGACUUGGAGAGAUUCUGAGUGGUUUCGCCGUGAAAGAAAUCGGGGGACUGUUCGUCACAGCUGGUGUUGUCAUGGGCGGAUCUCCUAUUGCGGGAUAUAUUCUCGAUGCGAGUGGGGGUGAAGAAGGCGGGAUUAAGGCGUAUCGGCCGGCGAUCUUGUAUGCGGGGGUUAUGGCGUUGGGGGCGGCGGUGUUGGCCGUGGGUAUUCGGGUGAAGACGGAUAGGAGGUUGUUGAAGAGGGUGUAA
This is a messenger RNA of Aspergillus ibericus CBS 121593, 321 nucleotides long. RefSeq lists its product as uncharacterized. NCBI's taxonomy places the organism in Eukaryota, Fungi, Ascomycota, Eurotiomycetes, Eurotiales, Aspergillaceae. The record is from RefSeq and is a predicted model, not a curated record. The transcript has 2 exons. The coding region runs from base 1 to 321 and encodes 106 amino acids.